Messenger RNA from Trichobilharzia regenti, 906 nucleotides. Lineage: Eukaryota; Metazoa; Platyhelminthes; Trematoda; Strigeidida; Schistosomatidae. The record is from the annotation of a GenBank genome assembly.
AUGGUAUUUAUUUUCCAGACCUUCAACAACAUUUACAAAAUGUCAACAAAAGUACUAAACAAAUUACAUGUGAAAUGUCGAAAUUCUGUCUAUCCUCGUACCUCGGAUAUACAAAGAUUUCCAGUUCCUGAUGAUAAAGUUGACUGGAAUGUAUCUUGGCCAGAAUAUCAGCCUGUAGCAUAUACUACUCCAGGAAUAUCAAAGAAACCAUGGGCUGAUCCAGAUAUACAGCAUGAUAAAAAUGCUGUUAUUCAAUUCAACAAAAUCGAUGGUAUCCUGGAUAGGACAAGUUUUAUGGGUCCGUAUAAGUUUAGUGCUGAUGGCCUACCACUUAAUCCAUGUGGACGUACAGGUAUUACAGGAAGAGGAGUUCUUGGUCGUUGGGGGCCGAAUCAUGCGGCUGAUCCAAUCGUAACAAGGUGGAAAACUGACGAAUCUGGUAAUCGAUGUUAUGAUCCAUCUACUAAACAUCCAAUUCUUCAAUUUGUAUCUAUUCGUCGUAAAGAUUCUGGUGAAUGGGCUAUUCCUGGAGGUAUGGUAGACGCUGGUGAACAGUAUACUUCAACGCUAAAAAGAGAAUUUUCUGAAGAAGCUUUAAACUCGACAACAGCUUCUGCAGAAGAACUUCAAAAAAUUAAAAAACGUGUCGAUGAUGCUUUUCAACAUGGAGUUGAGAUUUAUAAAGGUUAUGUAGACGAUCCACGGAAUACAGACAAUGCAUGGAUGGAGACAGUGGCAGUGAAUUUUCAUGAUGAACAAGGCGAUUCUUUAGCUUUGUUUCCUUUGACUGCAGGUGAUGAUGCUGACGCCGUCAGAUGGACAGACAUCAGUUCUGAACUACGCCUUUAUGCAAGUCAUCGUGAUUUCAUUCAACUGGUAGCCAGUUUAAGAAAUGCAAAAUGGUGA